AUGUUCUUGUUUGAAGCACUUGCUGGUGUUUUUGUGCCUUGUGAUGUUUUUGCGCCUGAUAGUGUUUUUGCACCUAGUGAUAUUUUUGUACCUAGUAGUAUUUUCGCACUUGGUGAUGUUUUGCGUCUAGUGGCAAAAUCAUUAUAA
Molecule: messenger RNA, 147 nt
Organism: Scutellospora calospora
Lineage: Eukaryota; Fungi; Glomeromycota; Glomeromycetes; Diversisporales; Gigasporaceae
Source: the annotation of a GenBank genome assembly